CAACGCUGCACGUGACGCACGCGAAGGAAGGCGAGAGGGACUGCGCCGCCUGGUGCGGUACAGGGUCCGGGGAGUCUAUGUCCCCAACGGGCGGUUCGGCGGGAAUGCCAAACUUCAGUUUGAGCGGGGUCCCGAGCCAAAGGGGUUAAAAUAAGCUCUCCCUCCACUUCCCGCCGCCGUAUAACGUCCAUCCCGCUAGCCAUGGGCAGCCGUGAUCACCUGUUCAAAGUGCUGGUGGUGGGGGACGCCGCAGUGGGCAAGACGUCCUUGGUGCAGCGAUAUUCCCAGGACAGCUUCAGCAAACACUACAAGUCCACGGUGGGAGUGGAUUUUGCUCUGAAGGUUCUCCAGUGGUCUGACUCAGAGAUGGUGCGCCUCCAGCUGUGGGAUAUUGCAGGGCAGGAGCGCUUCACCUCUAUGACCCGACUUUACUAUCGGGAUGCCUCUGCCUGUGUUAUUAUGUUUGAUGUUACCAAUGCCACUACCUUCAGCAACAGCCAAAGAUGGAAACAGGACUUGGACAGCAAGCUCACACUGCCUAAUGGAGAGCCGGUGCCCUGCCUGCUCUUAGCCAACAAGUGUGAUCUGUCCCCUUGGGCAGUGAGCCGAGACCAGGUUGACCGGUUCAGUAAAGAGAAUGGUUUCACAGGUUGGACAGAAACAUCAGUCAAGGAGAACAAAAAUAUUAAUGAGGCCAUGAGAGUCCUCAUUGAAAAGAUGAUGAGCAAUUCCAGAGAAGAUAUGUCUUUGUCCACCCAAGGGAACUACAUCAACCUGCAGACCAAGCCCUCUUCCAGCUGGGCCUGCUGCUAGUAGCGCUUGGCUUGUUUUCCCUCCCAGUUCCAGGAGAUCCUUCUCUUCCCUUUGGUUGCCCACCCAGCAGUUUUACUAAGUACAUUUGAACUGUCUGCUGCUGACUGUCCAGUAAGGAGGGCCAUCAUCACUAAGAAAAGACACGUGGGACCCAUGGACGUUUCUGCUGCCUCUCCUGCAAGUUGCCUGUCACUUGCUGCUGGCUCACGGGGACCAGCAGUGCCUUCUGUCCAAAAAAGAUCAUCUCAUCUCUCAAUUUGUGAUCUGGGAUUUUGUGGGAAGGAUUAGAAAUCAGCAUCUGUGUUUUACGGAUCAUAAUUCUCACCUACUUUUGAGCAUAUUUUUCCAUUUGAUGUAUAUUGAUAUCUCAAUCUGAUAGGACUUCAGAUUGCAAGGAAAAUGAGAUCAAAGGUCAUUUCCCAAAUUCCUUGUUGAUCAUUGCUUUCAGAUUCUUUCUGUCUUGGACUUUGAAUUUAAACACCUGAUUCUGAGAUACAGGAGAAGUGGGGCUGGAUAUCUAUGGGUUUAGGGCUACUGGAGGUAAACCAAAAGUCACUAUUUUUUUAAGCUUCUCAAGUCAUAUUAGCUUUCUUUUGUCUUGGUUUUAAGAAUAGUUAAGCUUUUAAAUGAUCUGUCUUUGGUGAGAGCAAUUCUUUCCCCAAAAAAUUAAUUCUCACUUUAAGGUUUUCUAGUGUCUCUCUCCCAGUGGGAUGGGGACAGGGUUUGCAGGUUGAUGUCUUGCCACGUAAUGCUGCAAGUGACAUCAGUUGGCCGUGGUACCCUGAACUAGGUCUAUUCCUCACAGCUCUGAGUCUGAAUGGAAGAAGAGGGUCAGGUUAACAGAACAAAAUCCUAUGGGGCAACUUGCUUAUGAGCACUUUGGGUGGCUAGCACUUAACAGCCAUAGAAAAUAAAUAUUAUGUAUAGACCUUUGCCUGGGGGUAGAGAGUAGAUAGACAGAAAAUCAUUAGGUAAUUUAAGUGCUAAAUUGGGUAGAGUUUUUAGUAUCAAAUCACUUCUAGACAGUUUAAUUUGUUAAAUUCUCACAGGAUGGUGAUUUAUAACCUGCCCAAAGUUAUGAAUAUUCUUAGUGAGCUCAGGCUUAGAGCUCUUUGAGAGACACUUACCUAAAAAAGUGUUCUAAGUCAGUGGUUCUCAAAUCUGACUAAUGAGAACCACCUGGGAAGUUUGUUUAACGAUUUUAAAAUAAAAUGUUUUAAGAUUUCUGUUUCCCAACCUCAAACCUACUGAACCAAGAUGUCCAGGGAUGAAGCUUGGGGAUAUGUUGUUGUUGUUUUUCAGAGUUUCCCAGGCAAUUCUGAUCAGCCCGGUUGGUUUGGAAACCCUUGCUGGAGAACGUGUUAAAGAUGCAGAGGCCCAGGCCUUCCCUGGGCUUCUGUAGGCUCCGUUAAUUCUCCAGGUGAUUUUGACACACACCAGACUUUGAAAAACACUGUCCUAAGAGAGAUCAGAGGCCAAAUAUCAGAGCCUUCGGUGGUUUGUUUGUUUUUAAUGCCAAUUGUUAUAAAUUUUGCACAAUCUUCUGAGACCUUCAGGUUCUCUUUUGUAUUACUCUUUCCAGGUAGGGUUUUUAUUACAAUGAUUCUGAAAAUAAUAGUGGAAUAACAAGUUCUCUGUGAAAAUAAAAUUGAUUUUUAUUCACUGGUUUGAACCCCUGAAAAAUCACAAAUAAAUGGGAAAUAAGUAUUGUA
Eubalaena glacialis (North Atlantic right whale) is the source of this 2525-nucleotide messenger RNA. RefSeq names its product RAB29, member RAS oncogene family (gene RAB29). Gene Ontology annotation, cellular component: trans-Golgi network; Golgi apparatus; vesicle. The record is from RefSeq and is a predicted model, not a curated record. Gene Ontology annotation, molecular function: GTP binding; GTPase activity. Lineage: Eukaryota; Metazoa; Chordata; Mammalia; Artiodactyla; Balaenidae. Gene Ontology annotation, biological process: vesicle-mediated transport. The coding region runs from base 202 to 813 and encodes 203 amino acids. The transcript is spliced from 6 exons.